Molecule: messenger RNA, 526 nt
Organism: Eurypyga helias (sunbittern)
Lineage: Eukaryota; Metazoa; Chordata; Aves; Eurypygiformes; Eurypygidae
Product: ADP-ribosylation factor-like protein 6-interacting protein 4
Exons: 2
Source: RefSeq, a predicted model, not a curated record
AUGGCCCACAGCCAGUCUCGGAAGCGGUCGCGGAGCAGGAGCAAGAGCAACUCUCGGAGCAGACAGGAGAAGAAGAAAAGGAGGAAAAGCAGCAAGGACUCACACCGGGGCAGCAGCUCUCCUCCGAGGAAGCGAACCCCUGGGUCUCACCAACACAAGUCGAGCUCAGCGGCACCUGGGAAAGAAAAGAAGAAGGAAGGAAAGGACAAAAAGAAGAGGAAGGCAAGUACUUCUUCCUCUGAGACAGCAUCUUCAUCCACCAGCUCCUCCUCGUCUUCCUCCUCCUCCAGCUCCUCUUCUGACGAUUCCAGUGACGGUGACUCCAAAACGAAGAAGAGUCGACACAGCAAAAAAAAGCGAGCAAAACAGAAAGACAAGAAGAAGAAGAAGAAGGGGAAGAAAAUAAAGAAGAAAUCAAAAAAGAAGUCAAAGGACAGGGCGAAGGAGGAGAAAGCCAAGGAAGAAGUGAUGCCCGGGCCCUCGCUGGAGCAGUGGCAGAAGGAAUCACCGGCGGACUCCGGACCAG